Molecule: messenger RNA, 642 nt
Organism: Triticum turgidum subsp. durum (durum wheat)
Lineage: Eukaryota; Viridiplantae; Streptophyta; Magnoliopsida; Poales; Poaceae
Source: the annotation of a GenBank genome assembly
AUGAACUCGCCGCGGUGCCUGUUCGGAUCGACAAGUGUUGGUGAAAAGGCAUAUGUUGCGGGGGGCAGCGAUUCUUGUGGAAGAAUACUUAGCUCCGCGGAGAUGUAUGACUCGGAGACACAUACUUGGACACCCUUUCCUUGCAUGAAUAAGGCUAGGAAGUUGUGUUCUGGCACAUUCAUGGAUGGAAAGUUCUAUGUGAUUGGUGGUGUUACCAACGACAACGAGGUGUUGGCAUGUGGUGAGGAAUAUGACUUGGAGCGGCGGUCUUGGAGGGUCAUCCACAACAUGUCCGAGGGCAUCUAUGGAGUGGCCGGUGCUCUUCCACUUAUUGCCGCUGUCAACAAUCAGCUUUAUGCAGCUGAUUAUAGUGACAAGGAUGUGAAGAGGUAUGACAAGCUGAAUAAUAGGUGGAUCAGCCUUGGAAAAUUGCCUGAACAAUGCGUGUCAAACGAUUCUUGGGGCAUUUCUUUCAGAGCCUGUGGUGACCGGCUGAUUGUCAUUGGAGGUCCUAGGACUUAUACUGGUGGCACGAUUGAGAUUCAUUCAUGGAUCCCGGAUCAGCAACCGCCUGUGUGGAAUUUGGUUGCUAAACGGUCAUCCAAGAGCUUCGUUUAUAACUUGGCCGUGAUGGGUUGCUGA